Messenger RNA from Physella acuta, 344 nucleotides. RefSeq names its product leydig cell tumor 10 kDa protein homolog. The record is from RefSeq and is a predicted model, not a curated record. Lineage: Eukaryota; Metazoa; Mollusca; Gastropoda; Physidae.
GUAAAUUGGAGCUUUUGAUGAGAGUAGCUCCCCUUUGAUUUUAGGAUAGCAAUCAUGGCACAAGGAAAAUACAAGGCCUCAAAACUUCAAGUACCAGGCAAAAAGAAAGAAAAGCAUGGCAGACCUAAAGGAGUUAUUAAAAAGGGUCACCUACAGAUAGCACCAAAAAAGGCACGUCUAGUAGAAGCUGCAAAGUUAAAAAAGGAUUUGGAGAAGGGUAUCAGAGCAUGUAUUGAAGAAGAAGUUACAGCAAAAACAGUUUCCUUGGAACCACGAUCUUUAUCUAUGUUAAAACCUUCCACAUCAAAGAAAACAAAGAAAAAUAAAUCUUGAUUUUAAUAUUA